Messenger RNA from Amoebophrya sp. A25, 5371 nucleotides. The record is from the annotation of a GenBank genome assembly. Lineage: Eukaryota; Dinophyceae; Syndiniales; Amoebophryaceae.
UUACCAUCAUCAAAAGAAAAAUUCACAUUGGUGCUCUCCAAAGAUCCUUCCAAUAAUUCCUAUUCCACCUCACCAGCGCUCGUCCUCACUUCCAGAAAAAAUGGCAAAAUCCAAAAAGAAGGGCGGUGGCGGGUGCCUUCCUGCGUGUUGUGCCAUUUCGAAAGAUGCCAGCAGAGAAACUAUUACUGCAGAGGUGGUUGUACAGGAAGACAAGGCUUCGAGUUAUGACAUAGACGCUAUAUAUGAUAUCACUAUCACAUCGACGAAAUACUAAAGUCCUACAAAUGGUAACCCACCUACUACAGGAACAAGUUGAAAUUGAAGCCUCAUCCGCGUUUUCCAUCUCUAAUACUCACCACCCGAAGAUAUCCCUAGCUCUACUCUAAAAACCAGCGUCCGCACCAUCGAUGCCUCGCAUGCAAACCAAAGACUUAAAACAACAAGAAAUAGCGCAGCUCAUGGACAUGGGAGGCGGGGAAGGGAACAUGACCGGGGAAGGUCUUGGAUGGCUCAAUCAUAUGGUAAUGAAGGACUUGGAUGGCUCAAUCACAUGGUAAUUUCACUAAGUAGUAUUGUUACUUGGUUGAAACCCUGAGAGGGCUGACAGCUUCUGCAACCUGAGUCAUAAUCAAGAACUUGAUAACUGCUACAACAACAUUCAGUUUCAGACCCCCACGAAAACCACUCUUGUCCUCCUCUAGAUGAAAACUCUCUGGCCGUACGUGAACAAGGCAGUCCUAAAACUGCUCAAAGAUGAGGUCGAACCAACGCUACAAGCCCAGUUACCUAUGGGAUUGAACACGCUGAAGAUCACAAGUUUCCUUAAGGCUACCGCUAAAGCAUCCGCAACACCAUCCUUGGGCUUUUUUCUAGUCGAAAAUGGAGCCAAGUCGAAUUGACUAAGGGACGACUGUGCGGACGCGGUUGCUCUAAUUGUCACCUAGGAGACGACGCGCCAGUAUUAGGACCAAUAAGCGCGUAUCGGAAGGACAAACAAGACCUAAAAGGCUUCGAAAUCGAUAUUUUCAUAAGCUGGAGACCAAAAUGCGACAUCACCUUCAGUGUAAUGAAGAUGAAACUAGGUACAAGUCAACGUCUAGGUCUACUUCACUACAAUUUUGCUUCGAUCUUCUACUUCAGGUUAUCCGGAGCUAGUACGUUUGCUUGUAGUUUUCCGAAAUGAAAAUAAGUACCGCCAAUUAUGAUUUCCGAUUCAGACAGUUCAGCUUUUUAUCAACUACAUCUUCUUCCAGUACAUCAUAGUGAAAGGUUUCAAACAUCCACGACCACGACAACCUUCACAUCCACAACUCCACAAUCGCUCCACACCAGGUCUAAAAUCCCUUGUAAUCGAGGGCUCGGUGUCUCUAGUUUUCCGACCAUUGCUAGAGCAGAUGCCGGUCAUAGGAGGUUUCCAGCUGUUCAUGAUAAAUCCACCUGUCGUCGAUGUGAACUUUUCGGGAGCAGCCAACAUUGUUGACUUUCCAGUCUUAGCAGGGACGAUCAGGAACAUAAUUAAUGGAGCAAUUUGUGUUACGGCUUUAUUCCCUAAAGUUGUUGUCGAUCUUGAUAUUGUUGAUCUUGAUGGAUAUUGUUGCAUUUGCAUGCUAGCUACAGCUUGCAACUUUAUUUUGUAGUCAUCUCGUCUGUGGUGCCACUUCAUCUUCAUCAUUCAUUGUCUGGGCUGGAUGGUCCCUAAGGGUUCAACAAUGACCACGAUCUGUGAAAGGAACUAACACGUCCAGCACACUCACUCUCCUCUGCUACCUUUCCUCCGCUACCACCUCUCCUCUCCUCCUCUAAUCGGUACUCUCUGGUGCUGCCAAACCGGAUUUUUAUACCAGUUGCGGACGAGGCAGACAUGGACAUGCCAAGAUUGUCCUUUCCGAGACCUGAAGCAGUUUUGAGGUUCCGUCUGUACAGUGGGAAAGCUCUCCUAGCAAAAGACUUCAACUUCUGGGGUGCAGCGACGAGCGAUCCUUAUGCAGUAGUAAAAGUUGGAGCGAGAAAUAGGGCAAAAUCAUGUUGAAAUGUAGACUGACCACUUCCAAUAAAUAUGACUACCAAUUCUUGAGAGAAAACGCCUUCCUCUUUCACGACUACGACCACUUGACGUUGGUACGCAAAAAAGGUUCUUCGCGUAAGUAUUUCUUCUAACACCCGUUUCCGCACAAAAACCGUGAAGCGCACCGUCAACCCCACUUGGCAACUAGGCCAAGCCAGCUACGAUUUCUUCAUGUUUAAUAAACGGCAACUGCUAAACAUCGACCUUUUCGAUGAGGAUAUCGAUUCCGAUGAUAAACUAGGAAAAGUCAGAAUAGCUGUCGGAGACGCUGUGAUGCGAGGCAUUUUUCCUUAAGGCUACAGCUGGAGCAUCGUCAGCAUCGUCCCUGGCUUUUUUUCUAUUUGAAAAUGAAGGCAAGGAAGAGGAUGCUCCUCUUGGGGAUGCGACCACGGUAGCUCUAAUUUCCACUGUCCCUAGUACAGGAAAACGGGGAAACAGAGGGAGGCGAGAUUGAAAUCGGACUUGAGACUCAUAAGCUUGUUGAAGUCAACAGAUAUUCGGAACUGCCGGAGCCGAUGAUGAAUUUGCCACGUACUGAUGAAGAAAAAGUUACCUACUUACGCGUAAAAAUGUUGUGCUUGUUGUGGUGCUAGGAUCAAUGAAUUUUUUUUUUCAAUUUUUUCGCAGUGUCCUUGUUUUUGUUUAGCUUACUAAACGAUUUAGAUUUGCAACAUCAUCUAUUUUCAUUAACCACUACAGCUCCUUAUCCUACCGACCCGACUGGCGGAACCGCAGUAGGCAUGAUACAAAUCCGAUGCAGAGCGCUUCGGGGCGUCCCAAAGAAGUAUGAUAAGACAAAAACGACCGUCAGUUUCGAAGUACUAGAUGACCCUGCAUGCCUCAAAGAUGUGAAACAAUCCGGAGGAGGCCACGCAAAAACAGUACCAGCGCUAGUGAACGACGCGGUACCGCAUGAGAUGCAAGCGAUGAUAUUACGGCAAGCAUAACCAUCAAGUAAUUUAGUAAAUUACCGUCUCCUUUCCCUCUAGGGGAUGAUCGAUACAGAACAAGAAAUUUCAAUUUUCCCUUUUCUUCUAUUCUCAACAAGCAACGACUAGUACUUCCUUCCCACCGCGAAAUCUAAACUCCGAAAAUCUCUCCAUCGGAAACGAUCAUGUGCAUCCUAUGAGUGUGCAGAAUCUUGCCAGCUUCGCGCACUAUCCACCGGAAAUUAUAUUCGACAUACUGAAGCGAAAACCAAGUUUCGAUACCGUAUUCAAUUAUGGGUGCACCUUCCUCUUAGCCAAGCCAAGAGACGCGACAUUGAAGAUAAAAGUUUAUGUGGGUGGAAAGAAACGACCCUACGCCACAGGAGAAAUUAGUGCGGCGCAAUUGCUGUCGCCAGAAUACGCGAACCUUGUUCAACUGAAAAGAGGCGGCUCUGACUCGCAGGCAGGUGGCCUUGUUGGAGGCGCUGUUGCAGUAGCGAGUACAGCGGCGAAAAAAGUAGGAGGCGUAGUCGUCACCGCAAUUAGAGCGGGCGCACGUGUCGCAGGCGUUCUCAGUCCUCGAAGGCGGUCGGCGCCAGAAACUCCAGGGUCCGAGGCAGGAAAUUUACUGGUAUAAUUAGUGCCUGAUCAUGGAGGGCCUAAGUAGUUUCACUUUCACAAGAACUCUCCUGUUUUUUACAAAUUUUUUUCAAUAAAAGAUCAAGAACAUAACGUGGCCACUGUAUAGUUCUUUUUUAGAUAAUUGGAUUACUUGAUUCUUUUGUUUUUUUGUUUUUUCUAGUUAGAUAUGCUCCACCAACAAUAUAAGUAGAUAGUUAGGCGUGCUCCACCGAUAAUAUAAGUAGAUCAAGAACAUCUUCAUAAUUGUGGAAAAUACUCAGGGGCCACCAUCCAGCGCAACAACGUCAAAUCCGCCGUCUCCGAUAACGGUGGCGCCCUCACCUAUAGCAGCUGCAGCAGGUGCUGCGAAGGGAGCUGUGAGUGGAACCCUAUCAGAACUUGCGCACUUACCACAGAAGAUAGGGGGAGAAGACUCCUUAUCCAAGGCAUGGGACGAGAGACACAGCACUGUGGAUAUGCAAUUGGAAUUCACAAUGUACUAGCUUCACACGCCCCUGCUGUGUGCAUAUUACGCUGCGAUUUGUAUCGUCGUGCUGUUGAGCAUUUACUUAUUUCUUUUCGUCCGCAUCUUCGUGAGCAUACUUAUUUCUUUUCGUCCUAUUCAAACUCUCGCACUCUCACCCAGAAAAAAAAGGAUCAUUACCAUCUCAACAUCAACAUGAUUAGGUUUAAACUCGAAAAAGUGCAUGAUGCAGAAGAAUUGCGUGAAUUCUUUGAGGAAGAUAUCUCUGGUUCCAGUAGUACUUCUAGUGGAGACUCAGGCGAACGACAUGCACACCGUGGACUUGCAGGCUUGUUUGGCUUACGAGGGUUGCUGGGGCAAGGAGACGGCAAGCGAAGAGGGUCGAAAGAUGCGUCUGGUCAAGUUAAGGACGAUCUUCGUGGAACAACAACGAUAAGCACCGGCAGCUAGUAAGAAAGUAGUUGCUUAUCAUUAUAUAUAUCGAAAAUGUAUAUUUUUGACUCGUUUUUGCCUCUUCAUCUCUAACUUCAGCAAUUCAUCCGCUUCACCUGUUCCAGGAAACUCUGCGUCCAGCGCAACCGCCUUUUCCUACGUGGUGACGCCGUCAUCACCGUCGAAAUCAAAUGCUGUUUGAUGUUAGAGCUGUUGUCGGCUGUAUUAAUGUUACAAGUAUCUGCAAAGAAUGUAAAAAAAUAUUUCAUUGUAAUUGUGUUGAAGAUGAUCGUCAUCGUACCAGUUUUAAUCCUAUUGAUCAAUGGUACCUGCAUGUAUCAAUACAUAAUCCGCUUGGGAAAGGUCCUGAUGUUGUUGCUACUCUUUAGGUCAAUGAAUACUAGUUGUACAAAGGACACCCAUAGCACUUUGAAAUUAAUUCCUGCACAACUAGAAUGAUUGAUGUGAAAUACCACGUAUUCCCAGUUUAUCUUCAUCAUCUUCAUCUUUUUCUUUUCCGUAGACGUAGAAGUAGAUGCUAAUCUUAUCUCGUCGAUGCUAGUCUUUUCCCGUUUUAUCGCAAGAGCUCGAACAGGUCGUGGACAAUCAUGAACAAUUGGCUAAGGAAGACGUAGACGUCGCAAAAAAUUUAGUGACACCACAUCAAGAUAUGUGACGGGCUUUGGAAAGCCAUGAAAAGAAGAGAGACAAACAUCGUAUUAUAGAAACCGUUUCGAAGAAGCCAUGUACGACGGCCCUGUAAAGGUCCAGAAUAUAUUUGGAUAUAUCUAUUAAGACCCGCAAAGUCACAAUCACAGAGACUUUGAACUUCAUUUGACG